AUGUACAAUACCAACACCGAUAUCUGGCUGUCCGGCGCCUUCGCCGUCCUAAUCGUCGACUUCCUCGUCUACCCCAUCGACACGCUCAAAACGCGCAUCCAAUCCCCAACCUACAACCGAAUAUACAAAGAUGCUACGACAGGGGCAAUCAACCGUAAACUCCUCUUCAGGGGUCUCUACCAAGGUGUAGGAAGCGUCAUUCUCGCUACUUUACCUGCCUCAGGAGCAUUCUUCACCACCUACGAAAGCCUAAAACACACCCUCACCACCAACACCCACACACAAUCCCCCAUCCUCCUCCUCCUCCCAACACCAAUAAUCCACUCCUUCUCCUCCUGCGUGGCUGAAUCCGUGUCUUGCUUUAUUCUUACCCCGGCGGAGGUAAUUAAGCAGAAUGCGCAGGUAUACACCAAUACCAAUACCAAUACCAACCCACAUUCAACUCCCAAUGACAUCAAGGGAUCACCACCAUCAAAAACAAAUAUAACCCUCCUCACGCUGCGCAAGUUCCGCCACAGGCCAUUAUCCCUCUGGAGUGGAUAUACCGCGCUGCUAGGACGGAAUCUGCCCUUUACUGGGCUGAAUUUUCCUAUUUUUGAGUAUCUUAGGGGGUGGGGGGCGGGGUAUUUGCUUCGGUGUCGGACGGAUGGAGAUGGGAAAGUGGGAGGGGAUGCGUUGGGACAGUUUGGGAAUGUGCAGAGGGCUCUUAUUACGGGGGUUUCGGCGGCUAUUGCUGGGACGGUUUCGUCUGUUGUGACGACGCCGGUGGAUGUGGUUAAGACGAGGAUGAUGCUGGGGGCUGGGAGUGCUACUAGCAGGAAUAUUGGUGGUGGUGGGGAUGGGGCGUGGGAAGUGGGAAAGAAGGUGUAUAGAGAGGAAGGGGUCAGGGGAUUGUUCAAGGGAGGGGCGAUACGGUCUGUGUGGACGGCUGUGUCGUUUGGAGUGUAUCUUUGUGUGUAUGAAGGUGGGAGAGGGUUUUUGGAGAAUAGACGGAGGGAGAAGGAGAUGGCAUCGUCUUGAGUAGGUGAGAUGUACAGCUACAAUGUGAAGAGGGU
This is a messenger RNA of Aspergillus eucalypticola CBS 122712, 1055 nucleotides long. Its product is annotated as putative mitochondrial carrier protein. Gene Ontology annotation, molecular function: S-adenosyl-L-methionine transmembrane transporter activity. The record is from RefSeq and is a predicted model, not a curated record. Lineage: Eukaryota; Fungi; Ascomycota; Eurotiomycetes; Eurotiales; Aspergillaceae. The transcript has 3 exons. Gene Ontology annotation, cellular component: mitochondrial inner membrane. The coding region runs from base 1 to 1020 and encodes 339 amino acids.